This is a messenger RNA of Cylicostephanus goldi, 845 nucleotides long. Lineage: Eukaryota; Metazoa; Nematoda; Chromadorea; Rhabditida; Strongylidae. The record is from the annotation of a GenBank genome assembly.
AUUAAUCGCAUCUUUGACGUUGCGGAUCGUUUCCGAGGUGAUGUUGAACGACGCCAUACGCUUACCCACGUGCUUGAGGGUUAUGUGAUGGCUUCCAUGUUUUAUGAGGUAUCUACUAGAACUGCAAGCUCAUUCUCGGCUGCUAUGCAACGAUUAGGUGGAGCUGUAGUACAUAUGGAUAGUCAUACAUCGUCAGUGCAGAAGGGGGAAACGCUUGAAGAUUCUGUGACCAUAAUGUCGAACUAUGCCGAUAUUGUUGUACUGAGGCAUAACGAGACUGGAGCAGCUGCCCGAGCUGCCGCAAUCUCUUUCAAGCCUGUAAUCAACGCUGGAGAUGGAUCUGGAGAGCAUCCGACACAGGCCCUUCUUGAUGUAUACACUAUUCGUCAAGAAAUCGGGACGCUAAAUGGAGUCACAAUAGCUAUGGUUGGAGACUUGAAGAACGGCCGAACAGUGCAUUCGUUAGCGAAACUGCUCUGUGUCUAUAAGGACAUCACGCUCCAUUAUGUCAGUCCUGUGCCAGAACUCAGAAUGCCAGAAUCUGUAAUUGACUAUGUUGAGAAGAAAGCUGGAUUCACACAGAAAAUUUUCACUUCGUUGCCUGAAGGCAUACAAAAUGUUGAUGUGAUCUAUGUGACUAGAAUACAGAAAGAACGAUUUGAGAGAGAGGAGGAUUAUAACAGAGUGAAGGGAAGUUACAUAUUGACAGCGAAACUGUUGAAUGCCGCGGCGCGACCGCAAGAGUUUGGUGGCAAUAUCUUAGGUCAGUUUAUGGUCGUAUUGGUUUUAUUUCGAUUUUACUUUCAUACGAAGCUAUUGAGUUUAUAUAUUCUGGGUAUAUAAUA